This is a messenger RNA of Lathyrus oleraceus (garden pea), 842 nucleotides long. RefSeq lists its product as uncharacterized. Lineage: Eukaryota; Viridiplantae; Streptophyta; Magnoliopsida; Fabales; Fabaceae. The transcript is spliced from 3 exons. The coding region runs from base 59 to 451 and encodes 130 amino acids. The record is from RefSeq and is a predicted model, not a curated record.
UGUCUCACUUUUCUCAUAGCUUUUACUCAGCACAAGACUUUGUUUUUCACGUUUCCUAAUGAAUUUUUGCAUUCCAUUAUACUUCAACUUUUGUUUUUCUUCUUUCAAAACAUCAUCUUCCUCAUCGUUGAAAUCAGUUUCACCUCCAUCUUUCUCCUCGUCUUCAGAGAACUGCGGAGCGAUAUUCAUGUCGUUGUUCCUACUAUGUUUAGGAAAUCAUACAUAUACCAUAGCUAACUUUCAAAUUCAGCCAAAUGAAAUGUUAUUCAAAACCUCUGCUCACAAGUAUGCUUUGAAAUUUAAUAGUGGGACAAGCCUUGGAAAUUUCAACAAACAUGCAAUUCCUCCAAAGCUUAUCAAGUUCACUCCAUUUGAAGAAAUUAUUUCUAGAGAAUGGAAGAAAAAUAUGUUAAUAGGAAGGAUAUGCUCAUCACUGCAUACAUUUCAAUAAAAAACAGAGUGGUUCGACUCCAACAUUAAUAAUGUUGCGCUACGUGAAAGUUAAAUAUAUUCACUCAUGUUUAUAUUGUGGAUCUUUGUUGUUGUCUUUGUCUAAUCUAUUCAUUAGAAAAUAUUGAUAUAUAGGUAAAUAUCCAUUAUUAGUUUCCAACACUUUUAAUGUCACCAUCUUACACAUCAAUGAACCAAUGUCAUAAAUAUUUGAUUUCCAGGCCAAUUUUUUUACUGCUUACUUGCUUAAAUCGUUGUAAGUAUGUUUCUCAUUUAUUGAUUCAUUAUAUAACACAUUGCAUUAUCCCUCACAUUAUAGGAUACCAAAAGAUUCAUGGGUGGAUAAUACAAGUCAAGAUUUUAGUACACUUUUUUGACAGGACUUCUCAAAA